This is a messenger RNA of Acanthochromis polyacanthus (spiny chromis), 4949 nucleotides long. RefSeq names its product oxysterol-binding protein 1. Gene Ontology annotation, molecular function: sterol binding. Lineage: Eukaryota; Metazoa; Chordata; Actinopteri; Pomacentridae. The record is from RefSeq and is a predicted model, not a curated record. The coding region runs from base 265 to 2640 and encodes 791 amino acids. The transcript has 18 exons. Gene Ontology annotation, cellular component: membrane; intracellular membrane-bounded organelle; cytosol.
GUACGCUUGAAAACGACCGUCAGCAUCGUCUGCGACGUGUCAUCUUGUUUUACAGCUUCCUGUUGUUUAGCUAGCAGCGAGCUUAGUGGCGGACAGAGUUUUAAGUAGCUUUGAUGUGAGGAAUUGGCAUCGGUGUAAAUUACUUGUCGGUAUCCAGGCUGUGUUUACUUGACACCUGAAUGUCAACCGAGAAAAUAGCUGAUGGAUUAAACUGCCUGUUGUCGAUAACACUAACCUCAACCAGUAAAACUACAGGCUGCUGUGAUGUCCGAGCCUAAGCCCCCUACUCCAACCCCUGGAGACACAUACAAGGGUUGGCUCUUCAAAUGGACGAACUACAUAAAAGGUUACCAGAGACGCUGGUUUGUUCUCAGUAAUGGGCUGCUGUCUUACUAUAGGACCCAGGCAGAGAUGGGUCACACGUGCCGAGGUACCAUCAACUUGGCCACAGCAAACAUUGCUGUGGAGGACUCCUGCAAUUUUGUCAUUUCCAACGGAGGGGCACAGACCUAUCACCUGAAGGCCAGCUCAGAAGUAGAACGCCAACGGUGGAUCACUGCUCUGGAGCUUGCCAAGGCAAAGGCUGUGCGCAUGCAGGCUGAGUCCGAUGACUCUGGUGAUGAGUGUCCUGCAGUCCCCCCCAGCUCGGGGCAGGGUGGAGGCUGUCGUAACUCAGAAGUCCAGUCAACACUACGCACUCUCAGCAGCAAGGUGGAAGACCUCACUACCUGCAACGAUCUCAUUGUCAAGCAUGGGUCUGCUCUCCAAAGAUCUUUGUCAGAGCUGGAGGGGAUUCGUGUCGGAGCAGACAUGGGGGAAAAGAUCCGACAAGUCACAGAGAGGGCCACACUAUUCCGAAUCACCUCUAAUGCCAUGAUCAAUGCAUGUAGAGACUUCCUCUCCUUGGCCCAGAAUCACAGUAAGCGCUGGCAGAAGGCUUUACAGACUGAGAGAGACCAGAGGAUACGUCUGGAGGAGACUCUGGAGCAGCUAGCCAAACAGCAUAACCACCUGGAAAGAGCUUUCAGAGGAGCCACAGUUCUCCCGCCUUCAUUCAGCAAUCCCACCUUAGGUAGCAAAAGUGGUGUUUCGGGGAAAGGUGAUGCGAGUGAUGAGGAUGAUGACAAUGAAUUCUUUGAUGCUAUGGAAGACCCAGCCGAGUUUAUUACUGUCCCUGCUGACCCCAAGUAUCACAGGAGAUCUGGCAGCAACGUCAGCGGACUCAGCAGUGAGACUGGAAUGGACGAUCAGUCAGUUAAUUUUGAUGAAUUGUCUUUGGCUUCCAACCCGGAGUCUCCACAGCCUCUGGAGCUAGAGCCAGUUAGACAAAGACGAACUCGCAUCCCCGACAAACCCAACUAUUACCUCAAUUUGUGGAGCAUCAUGAAGAACUGUAUUGGAAAGGAACUCUCAAAGAUACCAAUGCCUGUGAAUUUCAAUGAGCCCUUGUCAAUGCUGCAACGAUUAUCUGAAGACCUGGAGUACUACGAGAUCCUGGAUAAGGCUGCUAAGUGUCAGAACUCUCUAGAGCAGAUGUGUUAUGUAGCAGCUUUCACCGUCUCUUCCUACUCCACAACUGUCCACCGCACAGGAAAGCCUUUCAAUCCUCUGCUGGGAGAAACUUUUGAGCUUGAUCGGCUCAGAGAGUGCGGCUACCGUUCUCUUUGUGAACAGGUGAGCCACCACCCACCGGCUGCAGCUCACCAUGCUAUCUCUGAAAAGGGCUGGACCCUGAGACAGGAGAUUGCACUUGCCAGCAAGUUUAGAGGAAAAUAUCUCUCUAUCAUGCCCUUGGGCUCUAUCCAGUGUUUAUUUGACAAGAGCAACAAUCACUACUCUUGGAAAAAAGUGACGACAACAGUACACAACAUUAUCGUUGGGAAGUUAUGGAUUGAUCAGUCAGGAGAGAUAGAUGUGGUGAACCACAAGACAGGAGAUCGCUGUCACCUCAAGUUUGCUCCCUACAGUUACUUCUCCAGAGAUGUUCCAAGAAAGGUAACGGGAGUAGUGACAGAUAAGGAUGGAAAGGCCCAUUAUGUGCUAUCAGGAACAUGGGAUGAGAAGAUGGAGUUUUCUAGGAUAAUGCAGAGCAGUAAAGGGGAGAAUGGCACCGAAGGCAAACAGAGGACUGUGUAUCAGACCCUCAAAGCCAAAGAAAUCUGGAGAAAGAACCCUUUACCAGAGGGAGCAGAGACCAUGUACUACUUCUCCUCGCUGGCCUUGACACUCAAUGAACCUGAAGAUGGAGUGGCACCAACAGACAGCCGUCGACGCCCCGACCAGCGGCUGAUGGAGGACGGCCGCUGGGAUGAGGCUAACGCAGAGAAGCAGAGGCUCGAAGAGAAACAGCGCACCGCCCGCCGAGAAAGGGAGAGGGAAGCUGUCAAAGCAGCCAGCUCACCCGAGGAAGCUAUCACUGAGGAUUCAAUCAAUGACUCACCCUUGAAAACCGAUGCACAAGAGACUGGCACGGAAGCAAGUGAGGUUUCUGAUGAAAGCGCCCAUCCAGAGAACUACCAGGCACUUUGGUUCGAGAAGAUCGACGACCCUGAAUCCGGAGAGACUUUGCAUGUCUACAAGGGAGGCUACUGGGAGGCGAAGGAACAAGGGAGCUGGGACAUGUGCCCCGACAUCUUCUGAUCACAGUGGUACACAAAUGAGAAGGCGGUGAAAGGAGCACGCCCCUCUACCAGCUAAAGUAGGAAAUCAAGCCUGACAUCAAGCCAUCCUCAGUGUCCAUUGCUUCCUCAGUUCCAGCAGGAUCAAGGUUAUCCGGACUACAGAAUCCCUUUCACUGCCUCUUGAUGUUGGUCCUCUGUUUGUUCCCAGUUCAGGAUCCUGACAUCCAGCCUCUGAGUUGCAUUAACAGGUUAUUCUGAUAAUGUCAUUAUUCUUUUUCGCUGGACACUCUGUUUUCAGAGGAUAAUUCUUCCAAAUGACAUCUUACAAUGUAUAAGGUUUGAAUUGAUAGAGUGAUCCACGACCUAACAUGUGAUUUAUGCGUUUGUUUUUGUUCUUGCUUAUUAUUUUGAAAUAAAUUUAUUGCAGCUUCCCCAGCACAGCUCCACUCAAAGUUGAAUCAAACCAAUGCUUUUGUGCAUAUUCACUAUACCUGAUUGAGCCCAUAGGCUUAGGCUUUAGAAGUCUGGAAAUCAAUCGUUUUUCAAGGAAAUAAUAAUGGCAUGUUUCAGCUAUUAUUUCCAAAGUGUCACAAAUGCAUGAAACAAAAUUUGCCUUCAAAUGUUUGGUGGUUGUUGGUGCUGCUUUGUUCCAUGAAAUGAAGCAACAAGUCUGAAUACUGUGUCUAAAUGUUAGCCUUUUUUUCAUUUUUACGUCCAUUUCAAAAUCUGUGGUCUUUUUUUUUUUUUGUUAAAUCAGUCCACUAUUUCUUCCAAACCCCUUUAAAAUUCAUGGUAUUAGUGAGGAGAUGCAAAAGUAGUUUGUUGUGAUUCUGUCACUCCUCCUAUUGGCCCGAUGAAGUCUGCUUUGGUCAUCUUUAACAACCCUGAUACUCGAGUCUUGAAUGGCUACACGUGUUAGUCCCUUUAUAAGUCGUCUUUUUUUACUUUUACACUCUUAAAGAAUGACAUUUCCUUUUUCUAUCAUUUAUUCUUUUGAAGAAAAAUGCAUUUCUGUGUGCAGCACAUUAAUGUUAAUGCGUCAUUUCACAUGGUACCGUAUUGAAUAUCAUCCCAGCUGAAGGAGCGUUACCAAACACGUAUUUGUACCAAUGAUAUACCCGUUUUCAUUGCCCUGUCUUUUUAUUUGAUUUGUACUUUUUUGUUUUGCAGAGUAUGGAUUUUAUUUUGGGUCACGGAGCAAAAGGCCCUGGUUAUAUAAAAAUAUAUUGUUUGUUGCAGUGUAAUGAAUCUGUUCCUUCUAUUAAAGAUUAAAUGUGUUAGCAAGUCCACUCCACCUCUCCAAAUACAUGGAUUUUAGAUGUAUUUUUGGAACUAGAAAGCCAGUUUCAGUUCUGCUUUCAUAGUAAAUGUUUAGGCUUUUCACCAGUUGAGAUUAAACUAAAAGCAGGUGAGCUGUGCGCUGAUUUCUACUGGCCUGAUGAUUUGUGGCGUGAAGGGACACGUGAGGCGCCCUUCCUGGUGUCCUUCAAACUUACCGAUCAUAGCUUUAAUCUUGAUAUUAUAGUCUUUGUGUGCUGCAAGUGUAGAUUUCUUAACAGACAGCAAUAAGAGUGCCUCUGCUCAUACAUGUGGCACAGAAUGAAAUGUGAGGGCAGCGUGAGGCAAGAACGCUGCGAAAAAGAAAACAAACACAAAAGCGCUCGGCUCCGUCUUCGCGUUCGUCUCCGUUGUUGUUGUUUGUUGUGAGUGGAAGGGCUGUGUGGUUGAUAGAAAAUCUAAACUCCAUUUUAUAUUCAAGUGUACUUACAAUGAGAGCACUGAAAAUUAAGACAAAAUGUUGCAAGUGUUUCUGUGUAAAUAUAUGAAAUAGUAAAAUAAUUGUGGUAAUAACUGGUGGCAUUGAUAGAGAAUCUCAAGGCAGUGAUGCAUUUUUAAUUUUUUUUCCCAUUCGUCUCUCUUGUUUACUCAGAACUGGACACCUUUACCACCUCUAAUAGCUUUCUUAUUUAAAUUAUAUUCAUUUCUUUUUCACCCACAUAAUUCCUUACUACCUUUGACUAUUAAUUUAUAUGCCAUGUCUAUAGAUGAUGCACUUCAUCUCUUCAUUAUUUUUGGGUUUUAGUCACUGAUUUAAUUGCGUAGACCCAUCGUUUCAUUUCUGUUUCAUUUUGUUUUUCUUAAAUUUCCACCUUUGUCAUCCCUUUUAUUGUCUCCAGCUAUGAAUUCUGCCCUGCACUGUGGAGACUGUCGCUGUCCACAAUGCCACAACUUCUUACAUUUCUUUAAAAGAGACUGACGGUAUUCUUGCGCUUCAAUACAUUACUGAGUGAUUUGUGACUUGAUUGGACUAAUAAACGGUUGACAUUA